CUGAAAGGUAACCAUACGUUGUAAGAAAAAAAAAAUAUAUAUAUAAACCGAUUUUACUUCAGUGAGAGCGGCAGUAUUUAUGUAUUCAUGUACAGGGAGGUUUAACCUGGAAUAAAGAAAAGAUGAUGACUCACUUCCGGUCUGCUGGUCUCGUUCUCGUUGGCGCCUUAUUAUUACAAGCGUCUGCGCAAAAUGCCCUGACCGCGGACAAUAUACAAACGUUGAAAAAUAAUGGUUACACAAUAACUGUGGAUGAAGAAAGCAACACUAUCAAAUACGAACAUCAUGGUAAGCCCAAUCAUACGUCCGAACAGGGUUGGGGAAAUCCAAACGAUGCUGAAAAGGUGAAUCACUCAUACACGAUGCCGUUGAACCCUACUGCUGCUACGGACAAAGGCUGCGCUGGUACGCUCGGAGUUAUAGGUCUAGCAGUUAACGGGGGAGCGUUCUAUAAUCCGUACACAGCAUUUGGUUGGGAUGCUGUUGAAGGAGAAUGUGCCGAAGAACUUGACAGCUGCAGGGGUCACCCAUCUCCUGAUGGAACAUACCAUUAUCACGGCGUUCCGGACUGUAUCUAUACCGGUGAUCUAAGGGACAAGUUUUUAGGGGUGGCUCUUGAUGGCUUCCCUAUCUAUGGACCUAUGGACAAUACCGGUAAAAACUGGACAUCUGCAGAAUUGGACAUCUGUCAUGGGCACACGUACAAUGGGAGAUACAUUUACAGAGCAACGUAUGACUUCCCUUAUAUAAUCAGUUGCUUUCAUGGAGGUAAUGUGAGACGACAGGGGCAAAAUAUGCCUUCUGCUCCUCCUGAUGAUAAUGGUCAACAACCGCCGCCGCGCCAAGGUGGUGGAGCUGGAGGUGGAGCUGGAGUUCCUGCUGGACUAGAAAAUGAUCCAUGCUGGAACGCUAAAUACCGAGACUGGGACAGCAGGAUAUGUCACGUGGUUUGUAAGAACGCUGGCCAGGAUCUGGAAGAUUGCCAGACGAAAGUUACGGACGCAGGCACGACGGUCUUCAACGCAACAUGGACGGUGUACAUCUUAACUCUUACAUUCAUUAUUUAUGUUUCUUUGUAAAAAAUGUGAAUAAGGACAAUUUCGCAAACGGUGUUCAAGCAACUUUGUUGAAACUUGUUAACUGUAUCCGUACGCAUGUAAAAUAAGACAAUUUAAAGUCACUAAAAUGUAUAUGCCUAAAUAAAUUCUGUAUUCCUUCAGAAAAGACGAAAAUGACGUUAAAUACAUAUAUCCUUUAUGGCAAUAACAUUUGGUGUAAGUGCAAUAUAAGUAAACUAAAGUCAUUUUAUAUUUGAAACAUGCGCACAAAUAUAAUAUCGAAUGCAUUAAACUAUCUGAAUGGUCUACAA
Mercenaria mercenaria is the source of this 1369-nucleotide messenger RNA. RefSeq lists its product as uncharacterized. NCBI's taxonomy places the organism in Eukaryota, Metazoa, Mollusca, Bivalvia, Venerida, Veneridae. The coding region runs from base 123 to 1079 and encodes 318 amino acids. The record is from RefSeq and is a predicted model, not a curated record. The transcript is spliced from 2 exons.